Acanthaster planci (crown-of-thorns starfish) is the source of this 3050-nucleotide messenger RNA. RefSeq names its product proteasome 26S subunit, ATPase 1 (gene psmc1). Gene Ontology annotation, molecular function: ATP binding; ATP hydrolysis activity. NCBI's taxonomy places the organism in Eukaryota, Metazoa, Echinodermata, Asteroidea, Valvatida, Acanthasteridae. The record is from RefSeq and is a predicted model, not a curated record.
GAGGCCAAGUGAGCAAAUGAGUGUACGCACAGUGCUAGUGUAGUCUAGUACGACGUGUAGCAUUAUAUUACAGCGAAAGUGCAGUUAGCAGAGCGUACUUGAGAAGUUGAGCUUUCUUUGUUGCUGUUGUUGUUUGAAGUAUGGGCCAGAACCAGUCAGGUGGACCAGGUGGAGGUCAUGGCGACAAGAAAGAUGACAAGGAUAAAAAGAAGAAAUAUGAACCUCCAGUACCAACAAGGGUUGGGAAAAGGCGGAGAAAGACAAAGGGUCCUGACUCCGCUAAUAAACUUCCCAAAGUCACCCCACACACUCGCUGUCGGCUGAGGCUCUUGAAGCUGGAGCGCAUCAAAGACUACCUCUUGAUGGAAGAGGAGUUCAUCCGCAACCAGGAAAGACUCAAACCACAGGAGGAAAAAGACGAGGAGGAGCGUUCCAAGGUGGAUGAUCUGAGAGGUACCCCCAUGUCAGUGGGCAACCUGGAGGAGAUCAUCGAUGACAACCAUGCCAUUGUCUCUGCCUCAGUGGGCUCGGAGUACUACGUCAGCAUCCUGUCCUUUGUGGACAAGGACCAGCUGGAGCCGGGCUGCACAGUGUUGCUGAAUCACAAGGUCCUGGCCAUAGUUGGGGUGCUGAGUGAUGACACCGAUCCCAUGGUGUCAGUCAUGAAACUGGAGAAAGCUCCCCAAGAAUCCUAUGCCGACAUCGGAGGCCUAGAUCAACAAAUUCAAGAAAUCAAGGAAUCUGUUGAGUUACCUUUGACUCACCCAGAAUACUACGAGGAAAUGGGCAUCAAACCACCAAAAGGAGUCAUUCUGUACGGUGCACCUGGAACGGGCAAGACUUUGCUGGCCAAAGCAGUAGCCAAUCAGACGUCGGCAACCUUCCUCAGAGUGGUCGGGUCGGAGCUGAUUCAGAAAUACCUUGGGGAUGGCCCUAAAUUGGUCAGAGAGUUAUUCAGGGUAGCCGAGGAGCAUGCACCAUCCAUCGUCUUCAUUGACGAAAUUGAUGCCAUCGGAACUAAAAGGUACGAGUCUAACUCAGGAGGUGAGCGUGAGAUCCAGCGCACCAUGCUUGAGCUUCUGAAUCAGUUGGAUGGGUUUGACUCGCGAGGGGAUGUCAAAGUCAUCAUGGCGACCAACCGCAUCGAAACACUGGACCCUGCACUCAUCAGACCAGGUCGUAUUGAUCGGAAGAUUGAGUUCCCUCUGCCAGAUGAGAAGACAAAACGUCGCAUAUUCAACAUCCACACCAGCCGCAUGACACUGUCUGAAGAUGUGAAUCUAGAUGAGUACAUUAUGGCUAAGGAUGACCUGUCCGGGGCAGACAUCAAGGCCAUUUGCACAGAGGCUGGACUCAUGGCUCUAAGAGAAAGACGCAUGAAGGUCACCAACGAAGACUUCCGGAAGUCCAAAGAGAACGUCUUAUACCGCAAAAAUGAAGGCACACCAGAAGGGCUCUACCUGUAAACCCUAAAACCCCUUCAAUUCAGUUUAAUGACUAAUGGUUGGUACAUGACAGCCAUAAAAGAAUGCUUAACAUUAAUAGCAGUUCAUGAAAAUUGAGGAACUAUAGAGAGGUAUGUUUUUGCUUGUUAAUGUACACAAAAUUUGUAUCGUCAAAAUAGAGGUACACGCUCUCGUUUGCAACAGGUUGUUAGAGGUGACUCAAAAAGUGCAGUCUUGUCUUAAUACCUGGAGUCUUUAAUGUGUUUUUUGCUCACCGUAUACUCCACACAAAGUCCUUCCAGGUUUGUUAUAUUCACAAGUCUCAAACAAUGUGAGUAUAUGUGCACAGAGAUCAUUAACCACUUAAAAGGGGUGUUAGUUUACAACAAACUCCCCCCAGGCAUGGAUUAUUCUUGGCCAGAAAGCUCAAUUUUGGGGAAGGACAAUGUAUGCCAGCAAAGUUUGCAAUAAGAUAAAACAAAAGUUGAAAUCAAACUCCUUUUUAUCAACCUGUGGGAGUCAUUUGUAUCCAAUGUGAAUGGUAUUUCCUCUUUUGAUCAAUUCAACGCUUUGCUUUGCAGUUACACAUGUAUAAUUGCUGUGAUAUGACAGGUGGUAUGCAACAGCCGAGUCAGGGUACGACUCAUGGUCAGCGUCCAUGGAUCUGUCAGACAGUGUAAAGCCAUGUCCUAAUGACUUGGCUGUGACUUGAAAUUAUACAUAUUAAACUCUAUUGAGAGUGGCCGCAGCCUCAACCAAUAUCAAGCCACAGCCAAGUAAUUUGGACAUGGCCUAAUAUGGGCAACUCACAGUACAGUGCGUCACCAAGAGGUUCUCAUGGAAAGGCCAUUUCGCUAGAUGGCUGAGUUGCUGCACUUCGCAUUUUGAGCAAAUGUCAGUAAACAAUUUGAGGAAAUGUUUGAUUGAUCAGGGCAUUCCAUGCCUCACAUAAAACACCAUUUUAUAUUAAUUAACAAUGAUACUCUAAACAUGUCCGAGUGAUGAACCAAGACAAAGAGAACAGGGGAACAGUCCAAGUUCCCCACGCACAGCAAAGCUGCCACAAAGAACUUUUAUCAAUCAUUUCCCCACAAGGCACUGCAAAAGAGGCCUCUCCAUGACAACCCUUUUGGUGGAGCACAGCAUUGGAGCACAGCAUUGUAAUCGCCCGUAUUGUAUGCAUAAAAUCAAUCAGAACCACCAAAUGUGAGAAUAUACAUACGUGUCACCUACUGCUGCAAAAUACAUCAGCAUAUUUUGUUUUGAAGUCUUCUGUUUGACUGAGUUUUCACUUGCAGUACUGGGAAGUCAUCAAGCUUAUCUGAGUCUUUAUUUACCGGUGACUCAUGUUUACAAGUAAUGUAAGCUGUUUACAGAUCAUAAGUAUUUUAAUGUUGAGUACAACAGCAGACUUACUUGUAAAUUGAGGAGGAAGUUAUAAUGUGCAAAAGGAACCUAAGCCAUCCAUUUUUCUGUUAGAUAAUAUCCCUGUCAUUAACAUGGCUUUUCACUCCAAUAGUUUGAUUUCCUUGGAAAUCUGAAUAGCUUUCAGUUUCACAUUUUGUUGCAACAAAAUAUUAAAAAAAGAAACAGGAAGAUAAAUAA